GGCCCGCAGCGGGACAGACCCACCCGCCCAGGCUUUUAUCAGGCACCGGCAGCGUCUUCCUUCCCUCCCCGGUCUAUGGUGGCGGCGGCGGUGGCGGCUCCUCGGGCGGCAGCGGAAGACGAGGCUGCGGCGUUGCCAUGAACAGUGGCGGCGGCCUCCCGCCCCCCUCGGCCGCCGCCUCCCCUUCCUCCUCCUCGCUGGCGGCGGCAGUGGCGGUGGUGGCCCCGCCGGGGGUUGGGGGUAUCCCCGGCGGGGCGGCCGCGGGAGUGAAGCUGAAGUACUGCCGCUACUACGCUAAGGAUAAGACUUGCUUCUACGGGGAGGAGUGUCAGUUCCUGCAUGAGGACCCGGCCGCCGGAGCUGCCCCGGGCCUCGGCCUCCAUAGCAACAGCGUCCCCCUGGCUCUGGCGGGCGCGCCUGUGGCCGCCUUUCCGCCCGGAGCGGUCCCGGGCGGGGGAGCCGGGCCGCCCCCGGGGCCCAAGAAGCCGGACCUAGGGGGUCCCGGUGCCGGAGCCGCAGCCGGAGGAGGAGGCAGCAGCGGAGUACUCGAUGGACCGCGGCUGGCAAUUCCUGGAAUAGAUGGAGGUGCUUUAACUGAUACCAGUCUCACAGAUUCCUAUUUCAGCACCAGCUUUAUUGGAGUUAAUGGAUUUGGAAGCCCAGUGGAAACAAAAUAUCCCUUGAUGCAGAGAAUGACUAAUAGUAGCAGCUCCCCAAGUCUUCUAAAUGACAGUGCCAAGCCAUAUGCAGGCCAUGAUCCUCUAACUUCACCUGCUUCAUCCUUGUUUAAUGAUUUUGGUGCCCUCAACAUCUCUCAGAGGAGAAAGCCAAGGAAGUAUCGCCUGGGGAUGCUGGAGGAGAGGCUAGUUCCGAUGGGAUCAAAGGCACGAAAAGCAAAGAACCCUAUUGGCUGCCUUGCUGACAGGUGUAAAUCAGGAGUACCCAUCAAUAUGGUUUGGUGGAACAGAGUCACAGAAAACAAUUUACAGACACCAAAUCCUACUGCAAGCGAGUUUAUUCCUAAAGGAGGAUCAACCUCCAGGCUGAGUAACGUGUCCCAGUCAAAUAUGUCUGCCUUCUCUCAAGUGUUCUCUCACCCAUCCAUGGGAAGUCCUGCUGCUGCUGGAUUAGCACCAGGAAUGUCCUUGUCUGCUGGAUCUUCCCCUCUUCAUUCUCCCAAGAUCACUCCACAUACUUCUCCUGCUCCCAGAAGAAGAAGUCACACUCCAAAUCCAGCAAAUUACAUGGUGCCUUCUAGUGCCUCUACACCUGUUAAUAAUCCUGUUUCUCAGACUCCAUCUUCUGGUCAGGUGAUCCAAAAGGAAACUGUCGGUGGGACGACUUACUUCUAUACAGACACAACCCCAGCACCUUUGACUGGAAUGAGAUCUUUCAAAAAUUAUCACAGAACAGCUUGCCGAACAGAAGGUCAAAUAAUUGAGGUAUUUCCAAACUAUCAUAUUUAUCCUCCAACUGCACCUCAUGUUGCUUAUAUGCAACCAAAAGCGAAUGCACCUUCCUUCUUCAUGGCUGAUGAACUCCGACAGGAGCUGAUUAACAGGCAUUUAAUAACAAUGGCUCAAAUCGAUCAAGCAGAUAUGCCAGCAGUCCCUACAGAAGUUGACAGCUACCAUAGCCUGUUUCCUCUAGAACCACUGCCACCACCCAAUCGGAUACAGAAAUCAAGUAAUUUUGGAUACAUUACAUCUUGCUACAAAGCUGUAAAUAGCAAAGAUGAUCUGCCAUAUUGCCUUCGGAGGAUACAUGGUUUUCGUCUUGUUAACACGAAGUGCAUGGUGUUGGUUGAUAUGUGGAAAAAAAUUCAGCACUCAAAUAUUGUAACCUUGCGUGAAGUAUUUACCACUAAAGCAUUUGCAGAGCCUUCUCUUGUGUUUGCAUAUGAUUUCCAUGCUGGAGGAGAGACUAUGAUGAGCAGACACUUUAAUGACCCCAAUGCUGAUGCCUAUUUCACAAAGAGAAAAUGGGGUCAACACGAUGGACCAUUGCCCAGACAGCAUGCAGGAUUAUUGCCAGAAUCUCUUAUUUGGGCAUAUAUUGUCCAACUGAGUUCUGCAUUGCGUACCAUUCACACAGCAGGUUUGGCAUGUCGAGUUAUGGACCCAACAAAGAUUCUGAUAACUGGCAAAACAAGGUUGCGAGUAAAUUGUGUUGGAGUUUUUGAUGUUUUAACAUUUGAUAACAGUCAGAAUAAUAAUCCAUUGGCAUUAAUGGCUCAAUACCAGCAAGCAGAUCUGAUAUCAUUAGGAAAAGUUGUGUUGGCUUUGGCUUGCAACUCUUUGGCAGGAAUUCAGCGAGAGAAUUUACAGAAAGCCAUGGAACUGGUGACAAUCAACUACUCCUCUGACCUGAAGAAUCUGAUUUUGUAUUUGUUGACUGACCAAAACAGGAUGCGAAGUGUAAAUGACAUCAUGCCCAUGAUUGGUGCUCGAUUUUAUACUCAAUUGGAUGCUGCUCAAAUGAGAAAUGAUGUCAUAGAGGAAGACCUUGCAAAGGAGGUUCAAAAUGGAAGACUGUUUAGGCUUCUAGCAAAAUUGGGAACAAUCAAUGAGAGGCCGGAGUUUCAGAAGGAUCCUACCUGGUCGGAGACUGGAGACCGUUAUCUUUUGAAACUCUUUAGGGAUCAUCUUUUCCAUCAGGUGACAGAAGCGGGUGCUCCUUGGAUUGACCUCAGUCAUAUCAUUUCUUGUCUUAACAAGUUAGAUGCUGGUGUGCCCGAAAAAAUAAGCCUCAUUUCCAGAGACGAGAAGAGUGUACUUGUGGUGACUUAUAGUGACUUAAAGCGCUGCUUCGAAAACACUUUUCAAGAACUGAUUGCAGCUGCAAAUGCACUGAAUGUUUUACUAGCACUGGGUGCUCAACCAUGCAACUCUGAAGAAAAUGUGGAAACUCAAAAGGUCAGGAAAGACUUCCAAGCACUUGCAACUGAUGUUACGGUCUUCAAUUUUAAUAAUUACACAUAUUUGUAGUUUUCAGAGAAGUUUUUAAUAUUUCUCUGUCCACUUUUUAUAAGCUUUAAAACGAUUUUCUCUGCCUUGAGAUUUGCAUCAAGAAAAAACACCUCUCCUCACCUGAAAGCUUUGAAGACUAAAGACACGCUUUACACAUUUUAACAAGUGUGUUUGAGUCCACGUUUGGUAGCAUCAGUUGUUGAGUUAAAAAGAGAAUCAAUUAUUGCAUUUGAUCUGGAUGGAUUUUAAAAGAACAUAAUGUUCAAUAUUCAAAGGAUAAUUAACAUUUGCCACCAUAAUGUUCUUUUUUAUGUGAAAGGAACAAGAACUUGGAGACAUUAACAUGCAAGAGUCUUUUAUCAUUAGCUCAUGUAUUUGAGGAAGAGCAGCUGUCUUUUUAUAUGUUUUUUGACAAAUCAUAUUGUAAUUCUUUUGUACAAAAAAGAACUACUUGUAUUCUAGAAGAAAUAUGAAAUGCUUAAUUUAUAAGCGGGCUGGAGAUUUUUUCCAAUAUUGUUUUCUUUGAAAAUGAAAGGGGAUCAUCUAUUUUAGUUUUGGGGUCUGGGAACUUUUUGAAAAUUUAAUUUGUGGACCAAUGUUUUGUGAAAGCUAAGGAAGGGCAGGGGUAAAAUAGGGCUUGAAUUUCUCAUCCUGUAUAGACCAGCAAACUUCCCUCUGCAAGGCAGGUUCAAAUCACAAACCCAAGAAUGUUUGCAUCCUAAGUGCUAGUUUGCUUCAGCCCCUAGUAACCUCAGGACUUGGUUUGAAUAUAAAGGUAGACAGCUGAUAUGUUUUCAUGAGUAAAUAUUGUCGGCCAGAAAACAGUUGGUGUCAGGUAAUACAUAUUUUUUUUAAGCUUUGUUUUAUAUUUAUUUUUCAUUUAGUUUUUAUUGGGAAUGGUUUUCAGUAGAACUCUUAGUUCUGCUUAGGUGUUUUUUGGGGGAGCCCUCUUUUCCAUAGUGUAAUUCCAUUUAAGAGGUUGUCUAAAAGUUAGUCUUUUUAAUUCAUAGGAAGAUUUUAAUAUCUGAGAAUAAUCAAAUUAAGGAUAUAAACUUCCCAUUCUUUCUGUUAUGACAGAUCAAAGCACAGAAAGGACAACCCUUGAAAUCAUGCAACGUUGGUCAUUUCAAUUUUUUGUACCUAUUUUAAAUUCUGUUAGUGUAUUUACUUCAUUGUAAAUAUUUUUGAGGGUACCUUUGUAUUUUGCUUUUGACCUUGGUUCUGUGGUUUGGAUGUCAACAACUUCCCUAAAAGCACCAGUAUGUUAAGUUCUGAUGUCAUGAUCCCAAUAUGGGUUAUUCAUCUUUAAUCCUGUUUUCAGUCUCUAUGUGUACAGCCGUAUUUUUAAUAAAGAAUUACAGAGAA
Ailuropoda melanoleuca (giant panda) is the source of this 4334-nucleotide messenger RNA. It is a transcript of the gene PAN3, whose product is annotated as poly(A) specific ribonuclease subunit PAN3. The transcript is spliced from 21 exons. Gene Ontology annotation, molecular function: metal ion binding; ATP binding; protein kinase activity. Gene Ontology annotation, cellular component: PAN complex; P-body. Gene Ontology annotation, biological process: protein phosphorylation; mRNA processing; nuclear-transcribed mRNA poly(A) tail shortening. The record is from RefSeq and is a predicted model, not a curated record. Bases 138 to 2987 code for a protein of 949 amino acids. NCBI's taxonomy places the organism in Eukaryota, Metazoa, Chordata, Mammalia, Carnivora, Ursidae.